GGCGCCGCCUCCUUGUCGGGCCGGGCACGGCGGGCCGGGGCCUUUGUGUGAGGUGGCUGCGGCGAUGGUACUCAGGCCCAGCGGAGUCGGGUCCUCCUGACUGAACACAGGCCACCUUCGUAUUUCACUCUUGCCUGCCUGCCUGUCCCCUGCAAAGCCAUGUGGCUGUACCUGGCGGCUCUCGUGGGCCUGUACUACCUUCUUCGCUGGUACCGGGAGAGACAGGUGGUGAGCCACCUCCAAGACAAGUAUGUCUUCAUCACGGGCUGUGACUCGGGCUUCGGAAACCUACUGGCCAGGCAGCUGGACCUGCGAGGCUUGAGGGUGCUGGCCGCAUGUCUGACAGAGAAAGGGGCCGAGCAGCUGAGGGGCCAGACAUCAGACAGGCUGGCGACAGUGAUCCUGAACGUCACCAAGACAGAGAGCAUUGCUGCGGCCACACAGUGGGUGAAGGAGCGUGUAGGGGACAGAGGACUCUGGGGCCUGGUGAAUAAUGCUGGCAUCUCCAUGCCCACGGCACCCAACGAGUGGCUGACCAAACAGGACUUCAUAAAGAUUCUCGAUGUGAACCUAUUGGGGUUGAUUGAGGUGACCCUGAGCCUGCUGCCCCUGGUAAGGAAAGCAAGAGGCCGUGUGGUCAACGUCUCCAGCAUCUUGGGUCGUGUGUCCAUGUAUGGCGGGGGCUACUGCAUCUCCAAGUACGGCGUCGAGGCCUUCUCGGACUCCCUCAGGAGGGAGCUCUCCCACUUUGCGGUGAAAGUGGCAAUCAUUGAGCCCGGUUACUUCAAGACCAUUUUGGCGAGUUCUGAGACGGUUUGUAGGAGCUUCCAGGAGACAUGGGAUCGGGCCAGCCCAGAGGUGAAGGAGAUCUACGGGGAGAAGUUCCUGGCAGCCUGUAUGAAGUCAUUUGGGUUGUUGGACAAAAUAUGCACGAAGGACCUGUCCUUGGUGACGGACUGCAUGGAACAUGCCCUGAUCGCCUGCCAUCCCCGCACCCGAUACUCAUGUGGCUGGGACGCCAAGCUCAUGUACCUUCCCAUGAGCUACAUGCCCACUUUCCUGGUGGAUGCCAUAAUCCACUGGAGCAAACCAAGGCCCGUGAAGGCCCUGUGACCCAUGACUGUGGUGCACAGUAAGGCAGAGUUGGGUACUAUGUGAGGGAAGGGAUGCAUCCCUGGAGAGAAGUAUGGUGCAUUUUGCUCACAUUCUCAAUAAUGUUACUUAAGUAAAAUUAAAUAAUUAAAUCAAA
Phyllostomus discolor (pale spear-nosed bat) is the source of this 1249-nucleotide messenger RNA. It is a transcript of the gene RDH16, whose product is annotated as retinol dehydrogenase 16. NCBI's taxonomy places the organism in Eukaryota, Metazoa, Chordata, Mammalia, Chiroptera, Phyllostomidae. The record is from RefSeq and is a predicted model, not a curated record. Gene Ontology annotation, molecular function: oxidoreductase activity. Bases 160 to 1113 code for a protein of 317 amino acids. The transcript has 5 exons.